AUGCUCGACGAGAUCCAUCCUCCCCUCCAGACCUCUCCAAACGACAAAAACUCGUAUAUCCUCGGAGCGAUCGGGAAUCGGAAUGUCGUGAUUGCCUGCCUUCCCGCCGGGGUUUACGGGACCACAUCGGCCACAACGGUCGCAAGCAGCAUGCGCUUCAGCUUCGGGUCAAUACACCAUCUGCUCAUGGUUGGCAUUGGCGGAGGGGCGCCUUCCGAGUCUGCAGACAUCAGACUAGGCGACGUCGUCGUCAGUGUUCCAACGGCACGCUUCGAGGGAGUGGUCCAGUACGACUACGGCAAAACCGUGCAGGAGGGGCGAUUCGAGCGAACGGGCAGAUUGAACAAACCCUCAACAUCGCUCUUGACUGCAAUCACAAAUUUACGGGCCGAAUACCUUCUCAGGGAGAACCUUCUCUUCGAGUCGGACUAUGAGCAUGACAUAUCAGAGCAAACCUGCGAGAAAUGCGACCGAGAAAGGCUUGUGGAUCGCGCGCCUCGCCGUGACGAUCGGCCGGUGGUUCACUACGGCCUGAUAGCCUCCGGCAACCAGGUUAUCAAACAUGCCGAAACCAGAGAUCGGUUGGCUGCGGAGUCGAACAUCCUAUGUUUCGAGAUGGAGGCAGCUGGGCUGAUGGACAACUUCCCUUGCCUGGUCAUCAGGGGCAUCUCGGACUAUUCGGAUUCGCACAAGAAGAAGGAAUGGCAGGGGUACGCCGCUGCAACAGCCGCCGCAUAUGCAAAAGAACUUCUGCUUGCGAUGGGAGGUACUGGAUCGCGGCCUUUAUCAAACACAGCAAGCCCAGUUCCCAGUGACGUGCAAGGCCACCGCAGACGGGUCAUGGAUGCGUUGACAUUUGAUGCACUGGAAAGCAGACAGGCGACAAUCAAGGCUGCCCACGCAAAAUCCUGCAAGUGGCUCUUACAGAAGCAAGAGUACUUGGAAUGGUUGGACUACAACCGAUUCCCGGAGCACCAUGGCCUUCUUUGGAUCAAGGGUAAGGCCGGAAGUGGAAAGUCUACCAUGAUGAAGUUCGCCUUUCAACAAGCUCUCACACCAAGGCAGGAGAACAAUGUGACGCUCUCGUUUUUCUUCAACGCUAGAGGCGAAGACUUGGAGAAGACAACCUUUGGCAUGUACCGCUCUCUAUUGUUCCAGUUGCUUGAGCGCCUUCCGGAAGUACAGGUCCUACUAGAUGAGGUAGACCCCUCAGCGUGCUUGGAUCGGAACGAGAAUGGAUCAUGGAACAUCAAUAUACUUCAACAUCUCUUCCGCAGAGCAAUCGCUUUGCUUGGAGGUCGACGCGUCGUAUGCUUUAUCGACGCGCUUGAUGAAUGCGAUGAAGAGCAGAUUCGCGUCAUGAUUGACUACUUCGAAUCCUUAGGAGACCAUGCAGCAUCUUCACGAGUUCAGCUCAAUAUUUGUUUCUCGAGUCGCCACUACCCCCAUAUUACGGUGGAGAAAGGGGUUGAGAUGAAGCUUGAAGAUCAGGAAGGUCAUGCGGAGGAUAUCGCCCGAUUCCUGCAUAGCGAGUUGAAGAUUGGGCGCAGCAAGCAGUCAGAGCAGAUCAGACUUGAGAUACUCGAAAAAGCAUCGGGGAUCUUCCUCUGGACCGUUCUGGUAGUUCAAAUACUGAACCGAGAGUUUGAGCGCGGUCGUCUACACGCCCUUCGCAAAAGGCUGCGCGAGAUACCAGGCAGGCUGAGUGACCUGUUCAGGGACAUAUUGACCCGAGACGGCGCAAAUAUGGACGAUCUUUUGCUUUGUAUCCAGUGGAUCCUGUUCGCCAAGAGACCGCUAAAGCGAGAGGAGCUCUACUUUGCCCUACUCUCGGAGGAGCCUGAGAGCCUAGCCGAGGCCUGGGAUCCCGAGGAUAUCACUCUUCAGGACAUGGAUCGGUUUAUAACUAGUACCUCCAAGGGGCUUGCCGAAAUAACCAAGUCUAAAGGCAAAACGGUGCAGUUCAUUCAUGAAUCUGUACGAGAUUACCUACUGAAAGAGAACGGUCUGCAGGAGCUUUGGCCUGAUCAGACCAACUUCGGUCCUUCUAGCCAUGAUCGAUUGAAGCAAUGCUGUCACAACUUUUUGCAAUCAAACAUCUGCGGCCACGUUCCUACAGUUGAAGAAAUGCUGGUUGCAUCUAGAGAGAAAGUCCAACUCCUGCAAAAUCACCUUAACGAAAAAUUUCCAUUCCUGGAAUAUGCAGUACACAACGUUCUCUAUCAUGCUGACGCUGCCGAAGGAGGCUUCGUUGAUCAAAACGUCUUCCUCGAUAACUUUGACCUAGCAAACUGGGUUCGAUACAGCAACGCAUUUGAAAUAUUUCGGGUCCGGCGUCACGAACUGGAUGUGAGCCUUUUGUAUAUCCUUGCAGAACGCAAUCUUGCGAACCUGAUAAAGAAUGUUCGACAGAAGGCUCCAGAUGUCCACGUACUAGGGGGACGCUAUCAAGAAGGCGUGUUCGAAGAGACAUCAGUGUACUGCGCUGCAGAGUGGGGACGCGAGGACAUUCUCAGGUUAAUCUUGCAAACGGGUAAAUCUAAUCCUACAAUUCCUAAUCAUCACGGCGGACACGUUGAUAUUGCGCAGCUGCUUCUGGACACUGGUAAAAUGGAUGUCAAUGCAAAGGAUAAUUGCGGCGACACUGCUUUACACUACACAGUGGGGUGCAAUAAUCUCGAUCGGCUGAUGGGUUCCUAUGCCUAUCAUCUUCGACUUGCCUCCCCCCAACACCACGUUCUCAUGGAUGUGCUUCUUGCCAGCAACUCACUAGACCCUGAUAUCAAAAAUAAAGAGGGGAUAACGCCCUUCUCAUAUGCUGCAUCCAAAGGCCAGAUACAUGCAUGUACCCGGCUCCUAGCAACAGGAAGGGUUGACCCUGAUCCAAGGGAUAAUUAUGGGAAGACGCCACUGUCUCACGCAGCAAAAGAUGGAGAUCUAGGCAUCGUCAAUCUCUUGUUGAAUACGGGGAAGCACAAGAUGGACAUCUAG
Aspergillus heteromorphus CBS 117.55 is the source of this 2991-nucleotide messenger RNA. RefSeq names its product Pfs, NB-ARC and Ankyrin domain protein. Gene Ontology annotation, molecular function: catalytic activity; protein binding. The record is from RefSeq and is a predicted model, not a curated record. Lineage: Eukaryota; Fungi; Ascomycota; Eurotiomycetes; Eurotiales; Aspergillaceae. The transcript is spliced from 5 exons. The coding region runs from base 1 to 2991 and encodes 996 amino acids. Gene Ontology annotation, biological process: nucleoside metabolic process.